Messenger RNA from Musca domestica (house fly), 2187 nucleotides. RefSeq names its product allatostatin-A. Gene Ontology annotation, molecular function: neuropeptide hormone activity. The record is from RefSeq and is a predicted model, not a curated record. The transcript has 3 exons. NCBI's taxonomy places the organism in Eukaryota, Metazoa, Arthropoda, Insecta, Diptera, Muscidae. Bases 396 to 920 code for a protein of 174 amino acids.
CUGCAAAAGUUAACCGACAUUUGACCUGUGAACAACACGACACAACAAAACACAAAAAAUCCUCUAAACUCCUUCAAUUGAUAGCUUAACUGUGAAGUGGCAAGAAAUAUUCUGUCAUUGGCAAGUGAAGAAAAAAAUAUAAAAAAAAACAAAAAUUCGAGAAGGCGAAUUUGAACUGGUUGCAGUUGCUCGCCCGAAAUUGGUUUCAAUUCAAACGAAAAGUGUUUUUGGAAUCGCAGUUUUUUGCAAAGUUUACAAGUUAAAUAAAAAUAAAAAUUUAUAGUAAAUUUUUGAAAAGUUAACAAACAAUUUGAAGAAUUAAACUCGGGUUUCAAAAUUAAAUAAAACUACCCAGUCCAGUUUCGCUCCCAAAAAGACACACACACACUACCACAAUGAAGAAGUGUUUUGUCAGUCUCUUGAUGUUGGCCUGCUGUUUGAGUGUGGCCUUUGGUGAACACAACAACUACAAUGAAGAUGCGGGCGAUAAUGGCCAGGUGGCAGCCUCAGACGGUGUCAAUUCUUUGUUCAACACAAAUGUGGAUGCCAGUAGUGCCGACUCGGAUGUGGCCAAGGACAAUUUGGACAAGAGAGUGGAACGUUAUGCCUUCGGCCUGGGCAGACGUGCAUACACCUAUACAAAUGGCGGUAAUGGCAUCAAACGUCUGCCGGUCUAUAACUUUGGAUUGGGCAAGAGGGCCCGCCCCUAUUCCUUUGGUUUGGGCAAACGUUUCGACUAUGAUGAUUAUGAGCAAAUGGCAGAAAAUGCCAAUCUGAUGGCAGCCAGAGGUAUGUUGGCAGGAUUCGGAACUAUGAAUGAUGACAAACGCAAUCGUCCCUACAGCUUUGGUUUGGGCAAACGCUCCGAUGGUGGCCAAAGUUAUUCCCGGCCCUAUGGUUUUGGUCUGGGACGUCGUUAAGUGCCAGUGAGCAGUGUCUAGACUUCCAAGGGCUAGUUGAAGAAUAGUUCAAAGGAAAUUCCCCCGAAUGAUUUUUUUUUUUUUUUUUUUUUGAUUUUCUUUUGUUUCCAGCCAAAAUUUCCUUUGAAAUGUGACUUCAAACGCCAAGUCAUAUCAAGCAACCAACCAAUUAACCUGCAACACCCUCUACCAUAAAAGCAUAACCAAAGCAACAAUUCGGGAAUAUUCUAAUGGAGAUAGUUUCAUUUGAAGGGAUAACAAACAACAAAAAUAAAAACUGAUGAAUUCUAAGGCAGCCAAAAAUAUUAAUUAUUUAUAAUAAAAAAUAAAUUAAUGUUAAUAUAAAAAAAAUACUAAAGAAAAUAAAAAUUCCAAGAAUUUAUUUUUUCUUGUUUCAUGAAAAAAAAAUUAUUAAAAGAAAUAUUUUUAGGUGUAGCCUCCUUAUUUUUAGUUGUAAAAGAUUGAGUGUCAUUUGCAAAACAUUAUCAAUAAUAAACUGCAUCAAAUAAAAUUUACAAAAAAAAUCCUUAAAAAAAUCGAUGUCAAUGUUUCAAAACAAUUAUUUAACAAACACACUUAUGUAUUUAUAUAUAUAAAAUCAACAGAAAAUAUGUAACCACACAAUUUAGAAAAAUUAAAUCUAAGUUCAGUUAAAUUAAAAAAAAAAACACAAAAAAUAUUAAUUUUAGCCAGUAAAAAUAAAAUAAAAAAACUAAAUGUGUUAUCGGUGUCAUUCGAGCAAAACAAAAAUAUAAAGAAACAAUAAAAAAUAAAUAAAUUAUAAAAUUACUAAGUCGUUUCCGGAGGAAAUCCCAAAGCAAGUAGACGAAGAAUCAGAAACUGUCCUCAACGCUUGUGCAUUCGCGGUUUAUUGUCAACAGAGCCAACAAAAAACAAGAAAAAUAUAAUUUAAUAAAAAAAAUUUCCUUCACCCCCUUUGAACCUGGAAGACAAACUAGUCGCCAACUUCCUAUCAUUGAAAGCCGCCCCAAAACUCCACAUCCUACUUUUUUCCGCCUUUCUAAAUAAAAAAAAUAUAUCUUUAACCUUAUUUGCUGUCUCUUCUAAGAAAACUGACUAACAUGUCAACGAAAAUCAACAACAACAACAAAUAAAUAAAUGAGUUUUGUAAAUAAAAUGUCUAACAUUCAUGUACUAUACAACAAGAAAAAUAUCAACAACAACAAAUAAAUAUAUACCAUAAAAGAAUAAAAAAUGUAAACAAAAAUAAUAUAUUGAAAUAUCAAUAAAAUAUAUAUUAUCUCAA